Messenger RNA from Penicillium cinerascens, 1665 nucleotides. Its product is annotated as Zn(II)2Cys6 transcription factor. Gene Ontology annotation, biological process: positive regulation of transcription by RNA polymerase II. Gene Ontology annotation, cellular component: nucleus. The record is from RefSeq and is a predicted model, not a curated record. Bases 1 to 1665 code for a protein of 554 amino acids. The transcript has a single exon. Lineage: Eukaryota; Fungi; Ascomycota; Eurotiomycetes; Eurotiales; Aspergillaceae. Gene Ontology annotation, molecular function: zinc ion binding; transcription cis-regulatory region binding; DNA-binding transcription factor activity, RNA polymerase II-specific.
AUGCCGCGCAGAAAAGCCGCCGACCGCACGGGUCCGGUGAAAACCCGGUCUCGCAGCGGAUGUCGAGAAUGUCGAGCGAGUCGAGUGCGAUGUGAUACCAAGAAGCCUGUCUGCACGCGAUGCUGGGAGAAAGGACUGCCGUGUUCCACAAAUCUGGUCCUGAAAUGGGAGUCGGAGUUUGUCAGUCGGGGCAUGGCCUUUGGCCGUGCUGGUGUCUGGAGUAAAACCCGCGACGCAAACUCGGCUGCUUUGCAAUCGCCCUCGGAUGAUAUGCGCAACUGGGUGUCCGUUCCCACGAUUCGGCCAUGGGGGUUUAUCAAUAGCGGAGUCGCCACAUUUGACCAUCCAGAGCAGGUUGAUAUCGUGUUGAAUGAACUACAUGCCCUCGUCCCCGUUGCCGGGCACAACGCCAGCAAUUGGUCGGCUGGUGCUUUUGCCGCGGUUCUCAACCCGAGUCUCGGACCGUCGCUCUCGCUCUUCCCCGAGCUUUCCCACCUGGGAAAUGGAGAAUUAUUCGAUUACUAUCUCCAGCAGGUGUGUCCUCGUACGACGGCGAGUUCCACGGUGUCCUCGCCAUUUGCGUCGAUAAUCCUGCCCUUCAGCUCAUCUGCCUCCCCCACACUUUUCAAGGCCAUUCAAGCGUUGGGCGCAUGCCAUCGGUCCCGAGCCGAUCCGUCGUACGGCGCCCUUGGGCUUCGCCUAAAAUCCGAGACAUUACGAGAUCUCCGCCGGCGUCUUUCCAACGAGGGAUCUUUGAAUUGCGCCGGUGAUCCUGAAGUCCUGGUCAUCAUGAUGAUGCUCUGCCUCUAUGAGAUUGUAGAUAAAUGUGACCAACACUGGACGAUUCAUCUCAAGGGUGCCAAAGAUCUGAUUCGUCUCCGGCGGCAGCAAACUGCGGCCCUUCCCGAAUCCUCCAAUGCACCAGAUCCUGCUACCGCCUUCGCGGAGCAUUUCUUUGCGUUCCAGGACGUUAUGGGUCGUACUGCUUGUGCCAAGGAGGUUUUAUUCGGCAGUGACUACUGGAAGGCUGACGAUAAAAACAUCGACUUGUGGAUGGGAUGCAGUCCUGAGUUGGUCAAUAUUUUGUCCACAAUUACCGACAUGAGCCGGGCGAGGCGACAGCUUGAUUCGAAUGAGGCCCGAAGUACAUUCUCCAUGCGUGCUGCAUCUCUUGAAAACCAGCUCGAGCAUUUGGUCCAGGAAAUUGGAGAUGGUGACGACGAGAUUCUUGCAUCUGCAGCGGAGGCCAAGCGACUGGCAGCCGUGCUCUACCUACACUGUGGACUACACGGCGCGUGCCCUACCACUCCCUUGGUAGUUGAUUACGUACGCCAGAUUCUUCGCCUGGUCUCGGAUCUGCUGGACCGUGAGGCCCUCCCCAGCAUGACAUGGCCGGUAUUUGUGGCAGCUGUAGAGCUGGACCCCUCGCGGGACGAACUUUGGUCAGAUCCUCUCGCUGAGCCGGUGUCUGGGCGGGCAACCGUGCUGCGAGCCCUAGCUGCGAUGUCUGAAUCCACCAUCGCCAAUAUCGCUCGAACGCGGGCCGUCAUUACUCAAGUAUGGCAGGCGCGCGACCAGGAUCUAGUGAAAGGAGCGAUGCAAGGCGAGUUCAAUGACUGGGAAAAGUACGUUGUGCCUGUCAGUGACGCCAUGAGUUUGGCGUGA